Fusarium poae is the source of this 1998-nucleotide messenger RNA. RefSeq lists its product as uncharacterized. NCBI's taxonomy places the organism in Eukaryota, Fungi, Ascomycota, Sordariomycetes, Hypocreales, Nectriaceae. The record is from RefSeq and is a predicted model, not a curated record. Bases 1 to 1998 code for a protein of 665 amino acids. The transcript has 2 exons.
AUGUCUAACGCAAUCGCCCAAAUUCAAUGGUCUAUCGACAACACUAUCUUCAAAACUGCUGAAGUAUUAAUAAAGCUACUACAAGCUGCUCGAGACGAUGACGUCCAAAAUUCAGCAGUCAUGUCUCUGGAAGCCCUCGGGUCUAGCUUGAUGGUUUGCCCUGACAGAAUUGACGAGGCGAGAGAUGCACUUGGUAGAACCAGUCGUCUCCAGAUUCUAAAAGACACACUCGUCACCAUCGGUCUUGCUACCGGGGGAGUCGCAUACUUUGUUUCCAAGACUGCGACGCAAGGAAUACCAGCCUUUGUCUUGGCUACCAGUCUCAAACCUUUCUUUGGGGAUGAGAUAAUCGGACAUGUUUUGCACGAAAUGCUAGCAUGCUGGGGACUUAACAGGAAACCAGAACUUCGCUGCUCAAGGGAUCAACUUAGUAAAGUCAUUUCAGCUAUGUCAGGGUACACGGAUAGUAUUAUACCAAACGCAACCGUACAGAAUGUGAUUACUAUCUUGCAACGCUGGAACCUUUCAGCUGUUUGGCUUAAGGAAGCAUGGGCAACGCUGCAACCCAAGGAAUUGGCCAAGAUUUAUUCAGCGGUAUAUGCAGCAUUGCAUAAAGAGGAAGUCAGUCUCGUCACAUUGACUGGUCAUUCUGGUUGUAUGAUUGUGGCUUCUACUUUGCUGUGGUUACAAGAGGAUGAUGCACAGUUGGUAAUCGAUGGCCAAGUCGCUGUUCACUCUCGAGAUAUCCCCAAGAUCUCUGUUCAACUUUCGACAACUCAAUCGUCUUCAACAGCAUCGUGGGUGAUACAGGAAUGGAGCGAAGCAACAGCAAUAUCCACCCUCGUGGUAGAAGACGCUGGUUCCCCUAAUCGAAUAUCCCAACUUCCACUAUUCACACCCGCAAAAACAGCAAAGGAAGUUUUGAGAGCACAAUACGAUCUCUCAGACAUCCAGAUUGCCCAAGUCGGCAGUAUAGCUACUGCUUUGGUGCUGGUGGCGAUUGAGAGAGGUCUUGUGACGUUGACUCCACAGGAAGAAGGGGCGAUUCCUCGUGAAGUGAAGUUGAGUAAUUUCUGUCAAGCAUCCUAUCUUGCAAAGAUGGAUGAGUGUAUGAGUUGCUAUGGCUGGGCUAGUAGCGAACUAGACGAUGUUUCUGAUCUUGUGGUUCAGAUCAAAGAAUGGACUGAGCAGGGCUUUCCAGGGUUUCCAAUCGACGAUAUCAAACCGCCUCAUCCUUUGACAGAGAAACCUAUCGACUGUAUCACCUGGAUAAUUGAAUUCAUCAUCAAUAGAUGGUACAGCAAGACAGGAUCGACAGACAGGAUGAUAGGAAGGGAAAUUGCCGAGCCUGCAGUAUACCUUGCCGCAGAAUCCCUGUAUAGCUGUGUUUGCUCUCGCUUUCCAGAACAGCGCUUCUUUCGAGUCGGAACCUUCUCUUCCAUCACCUAUAAUGGUGCUACAAUGAUGCACUGGAUACUCCGGCACGAGGGACUUCGCGGACGGUCUGAUACACCUGCACCCAUAGCGAAGCUGGUAUCCUACGUAGUACAUACCGUCACUCUACGUCAGCUCAGAUGCGAUUGCAUGGGUUCUCUCCUUCCAGGUGUCAGUAACAUGGAAUACAUUGCCGAGUACUCCAACUUGACUUCCGAAAAAGCAGUUCACAGAAAUGACUUGGCUUAUGCAAUGAACGGCUACGUCGCUUCGAUACCGCAGUUACGAUCGAUAACGACGUUGGAGAGGAGUUGUUUCGCAGUGGAGAUCUUUCCGGGAUAUAUAAGGUACACUGCAACUGGGGGUAGCCCAGACUACAACAGGUUGCUGAGGAUUCAGGCAGAUGAGUCUAUGGUUGAGUACAAUGAUGGGAAUGGACAAGAGGUGCAGGGAACUCAACUCAACCCAUUCAAUUCGAAUGGAGAUUACUUGGGUUUGACACCGUUUGCGGACAACGAAGAACCGCUGUUCUACAUCCUUCAACUGGAAGAGUUCGUCCUAUGA